Molecule: messenger RNA, 240 nt
Organism: Protopolystoma xenopodis
Lineage: Eukaryota; Metazoa; Platyhelminthes; Monogenea; Polystomatidea; Polystomatidae
Source: the annotation of a GenBank genome assembly
AUGGAAAGUGUUCGUGAGUUAAUGAGUAUUCACUUAGGGCAGGCAGGAGUGCAAAUUGGUAAUGCAUUCUGGGAGCUUAUCUGCCUGGAGCAUGGAGUGGGUCCGGACGGAUGCUUGGAAAAGGCCCCUGACAAUGACGGAAGCAUAAUAAGCUCGGUUUUUGAGAAGGGCAACAAUGGAGUGUAUCCUCGAACUGUAAUGGCUGAUCUGGAGCCAUCAGUCAUUGGUAAGUCCCAAUAG